This is a messenger RNA of Rubroshorea leprosula, 1049 nucleotides long. NCBI's taxonomy places the organism in Eukaryota, Viridiplantae, Streptophyta, Magnoliopsida, Malvales, Dipterocarpaceae. The record is from the annotation of a GenBank genome assembly.
UAAGAUUCUCUUUGCAUUAUUGACAAGGUAAAAGAAAGGUCUUUUGCACAUUUUAUGGAAGGAAUAUACUUAUCUGUGUCCCUGGUCUUAUGCUUCUGGUAUUUCCAGGCAUCAAUUUAUGGCCAGGAAAGCAAUUGCACAGCCACAAUUAUCGUGUCCCAGAUCCCUUCCGUGAUCAAGUUGUAAUUUUGAUUGGGAGUGCAGCAAGUGCGGUUGAUAUAAGCAGGGACAUUGCUGGAGUUGCCAAGGACGUACAUGUUGCAUCUAGAUCAGUUGCUGAUGAAACACAUAUGAAGCAGCCUGGAUAUGAUAACAUGUGGUGUCAUUCUAUGAUAGAAUGCGUGUGUGAAGAUGGUACAGUGAUUUUCCGAAAUGGGAAAGGCAUCCUUGCCGAUGUUAUUAUGCACUGCACAGGGUACAAGUACCAUUUUCCCUUCCUUGAAACAAAUGGCACCGUGAGUGUGGAUGACAAUCGUGUGGAUCCGCUGUACAAGCAUACCUUCCCCCCCACAUUAGCCCCCUGGCUUUCAUUUAUUGGGAUACCAUGGAAGAUUGUUCCAUUCCCUGUCUUUGAGCUUCAAAGCAAGUGGGUUGCUGGUGUUUUAUCUGGUCGAAUUAUGCUUCCAUCACAAGAAGAGAUGAUGGAAGAUGUCAAGGCUUUUUACUCGACAACUGGAGCUUCUGGCAUACCUAAGCGAUACACUCAUUUUAUGUCUGAUUCUCAGUUUGAGUACUGCAAUUGGCUUGCUGCGCAAUGCGGAUGCUCAGGCUAUGAGAAAUGGAGAGAGCAAAUGUACCAUGCUUGUUCUAAGAACAAGCGUGUCCAACCAGAGACAUACCGUGAUGAAUGGGAUGAUCACGAUCUGGUUUUGCAAACACACAAGGAAUUCACAAAAUACUCCUCAACUGCUGUUAAUGACAAAUGUAGGAGUGAAUCCUUUACGGUACAAAGGUAAACUUACCAGCUCCAUUAUUCCCUAUGGUUCUCUCAUCAAUACAUGUUAAACGUUCUUAUUAACCUUCCUUGUCAAUAAUAUGGAAAAUACCAG